Aspergillus bombycis is the source of this 615-nucleotide messenger RNA. Its product is annotated as med21 domain-containing protein. The transcript has 2 exons. Gene Ontology annotation, molecular function: transcription coregulator activity. Lineage: Eukaryota; Fungi; Ascomycota; Eurotiomycetes; Eurotiales; Aspergillaceae. Gene Ontology annotation, biological process: regulation of transcription by RNA polymerase II. The record is from RefSeq and is a predicted model, not a curated record. Bases 1 to 615 code for a protein of 204 amino acids. Gene Ontology annotation, cellular component: mediator complex.
AUGGCAGACAUUCUAACGCAGCUUCAAACCUGUCUCGACCAACUCGCAACCCAAUUCUACGCCACAUUAGGUUAUCUCGUAACCUAUCAUGAUAAUUCACCCACAAUCCCCCCCCAAAAUGAUCCCACUGCUGCGCCCGCCCUCGCCAAAAUCACCAAGAACUCGAGCGCGCCGCCCGUCCCCGCCGGCGCGCCUGCUGCCUCCCAAGCAUCCCCACAACAACAAGCGGCCCAAAUCCCAGGCCAACAGCAGCAAGGAGGCGGUGAUGCAGGUCAGACACCCGGAGCUGGAGGGAUGGCCGCCGACCCGAAUCUGCCGCCUGCGCCAGAUUCACCGCGGACAUUUGCAAGUCGGCAGCGCGAAUUGGCGAGGGAUUUGGUGAUCAAAGAGCAGCAGAUUGAGUAUUUGAUCUCGGUACUUCCAGGAAUCGACUCGUCAGAGGCGGAACAGGAGAGGAAGAUUAGGGAGCUGGAGAAGGAACUGAGGAGUGCCGAGGAGGACAGGGAACAGAGAGUUCGGGAAUUGAGGAAGUUGCGAAAGAAGCUGGAGAAUGUUUUGGGGGCUAUUGAGGUGGGGAUUUAUGGGGAUCGUGGCAUCGUGGCGUCUAGAAGGUGA